AUGAAAAAGUAUUUAAAUAUAGUGUUUGAAUGCUAAAUGGGAAAUCAUUAUUAUGAGAAGCCAUUAAUUCAGCCAAAGGGCACAGAAAAAUUAUAUGAAGUAUCGAGUUGGAAUUCUUAAAGGAAAAAUAACUUUGAAAAGCUUAAGAUAGACUACAAUAACUUACCUAGCAUCAACACUACGCAAGUAAAUAAGACAUCUACAGAGAAUGCAGAAAAUAAAAAUAGUUUCAGAGUCGAAACUGAGAUAUAAAAGGUUGAAGCUGAGCUUAAGAAAGAGCUGAUGAUUCUAUGUAAUAUGAUAUCUUAAGCUAAUUGA
Messenger RNA from Stylonychia lemnae, 318 nucleotides. The record is from the annotation of a GenBank genome assembly. NCBI's taxonomy places the organism in Eukaryota, Ciliophora, Spirotrichea, Sporadotrichida, Oxytrichidae.